Molecule: messenger RNA, 4919 nt
Organism: Herpailurus yagouaroundi (jaguarundi)
Lineage: Eukaryota; Metazoa; Chordata; Mammalia; Carnivora; Felidae
Gene: FBXL17
Product: F-box and leucine rich repeat protein 17
Exons: 10
Coding region: 371-2140 (589 amino acids)
Cellular component (GO): cytoplasm
Molecular function (GO): protein binding
Source: RefSeq, a predicted model, not a curated record
AAUGGUCCGAGCGGGACCUCGCGUUCCCCCCGCCGCCGCACUGACUGACUGAGCCGGCGAACCAGGCUUGGACUGGUCGCCCAGCCGACAGGCUCGCUCCCUCCGUCGCGUCCCCAAAGCUCGCGCCCAUCGUUCUCCCGGCUUCCCGGGGCAAAGCAUGUAGCCCCCGUCGGGCGCCCGGGCGGCCCGCAGCUGACGCCCACCCCCCCACCGUCGCGUGUGUGCCCGUGUGUGCGUGUGUGUGCGCAGGGCGGGCGACCCCGCAGCGGGCCUGAGGCCGAGCCAGAGAGCGGCCUGCCCCGCUGCCGGAGCUCGCCUUUCGGGGCCUCCUUACUUCCCUGUCCCGGUCCCCCUCCUCGGGGCCUUCUAUAUGGGCCACCUUCUCUCGAAGGAGCCGCGUAACCGCCCGAACCAGAAGAGGCCUCGCUGUUGCAGCUGGUGCCGCCGCCGCCGCCCUCUCCUCAGGCUGCCCCGCCGGACCCCGGCCAAGGCGCCCCCCCAGCCGGCGGCGCCCCGGAGCCGGGACUGCUUCUUCCGCGGGCCCUGCAUGCUCUGCUUCAUCGUGCACAGCCCCGGCGCGCCCGCCCCCGCCGGCCCAGAGGAGGAGCCGCCGCUCUCGCCGCCGCCGCGGGACGGGGCCUACGCCGCGGCCGCCUCCUCGCAGCACCUGGCGCGGCGCUACGCGGCCCUGGCUGCCGAGGACUGCGCUGCCGCCGGCGGCGGCGGGCCUGCCGGGGGAGGCGCCUCGCCGCCGCGGCCCCCCGACGCCGGCUGCUGCCAAGGCCCCGAGCAGCCACCGCAGCCUCUCUGCCCCCCGUCCUCCUCUCCCACUUCCGAGGGUACCCCCACAGAGGCCGGCGGGGACGCCGUCCGAGCGGGGGGCACCGCCCCCUCGCCCGCCCAGCAGCAGCGUGAAUGCGGCGACGCGGACUGUCAGGAGCCCCCCGAAAACCCCUGCGACUGUCACAGGGAUCCACCCCCCGAAACCCCAGACAUCAACCAGCUGCCGCCAUCCAUCCUGCUCAAGAUAUUUUCCAAUUUAUCCCUGGAUGAGCGUUGCCUUUCUGCCUCGUUGGUUUGCAAGUACUGGCGUGACCUUUGUUUAGAUUUCCAGUUUUGGAAGCAGCUGGAUCUUAGUAGUCGUCAGCAGGUCACUGAUGAAUUAUUGGAAAAAAUUGCAUCAAGAAGUCAGAAUAUAAUUGAAAUCAACAUUUCUGAUUGUCGCAGUAUGUCUGAUACAGGCGUAUGUGUUCUAGCAUUUAAGUGUCCUGGACUUCUUAGGUAUACAGCCUACAGGUGUAAACAGCUUUCUGACACUUCUAUUAUUGCGGUUGCCUCUCAUUGUCCUUUACUUCAGAAAGUUCAUGUAGGCAACCAGGACAAACUUACUGAUGAAGGACUCAAACAGCUGGGCUCAAAGUGCAGAGAACUCAAAGAUAUUCAUUUCGGCCAAUGUUACAAGAUCUCAGAUGAAGGCAUGAUCGUCAUAGCUAAGGGCUGUCUGAAAUUACAAAGAAUAUACAUGCAGGAAAACAAAUUAGUAACAGAUCAGUCAGUGAAAGCAUUUGCUGAGCACUGUCCUGAACUUCAGUACGUUGGCUUCAUGGGUUGUUCGGUUACUUCUAAAGGAGUCAUUCACCUAACCAAGCUACGAAAUCUUUCCAGCUUGGACCUACGUCAUAUCACUGAACUGGAUAAUGAAACCGUGAUGGAAAUUGUCAAGAGGUGCAAAAAUCUUAGCUCUCUCAAUCUCUGCCUGAACUGGAUCAUAAAUGACAGGUGUGUGGAGGUCAUUGCAAAGGAAGGACAAAACCUGAAAGAGCUGUAUUUGGUGUCCUGUAAAAUCACAGAUUAUGCACUGAUAGCCAUUGGCCGGUACAGCAUGACAAUAGAGACUGUGGAUGUUGGAUGGUGUAAAGAAAUUACAGAUCAAGGAGCCACCCUGAUUGCACAGAGCAGCAAAUCUCUAAGAUAUUUGGGACUGAUGAGAUGUGAUAAAGUCAAUGAAGUGACAGUGGAACAGCUGGUGCAGCAGUACCCCCACAUCACCUUCAGCACCGUGCUGCAGGACUGCAAGAGGACCUUGGAGAGAGCCUAUCAGAUGGGCUGGACCCCCAACAUGUCUGCUGCCUCCUCCUAACACUCCUGCUCCCACGUAGGUCCACUCGGAUCAGUCAGCAGGGCGGAGAGGAGCAGGAGAUUUGGGGCAGGCGAUCCCUUGGAAGGGUUUUAACUGUUCCACGUGUACGGGUGUACCCGAGUGUGUAUAUUUGUGUCUUGUUUGCAUACUGCAUAGCAUAAGCGCAAUUGCUAUUUGUUCCCAGGUGAGCUGGGGUUCUUUUUUUUCUCCUUAAAAAUUAAAAAUUUCAAAAUUCACACACACCUUUUAGUUUUUAAGUUCAAAGACUUGUUUCUCUAAAAAUUUUUUCUUCCUGUAGAACCAAAAAAACAUCGGUCUAUUAUUUUGAGCUUCUAACUACUGCCUCUUGAAGAUGCCCCAAAAUUAAUGCAACUGUCUUGUCUUUUGAUGGGAUAGAAUCGUGCACUUCUGAUGAUCACCAGACCAGAAGUGAUGUUGCACUAAUUGGAAACCGGGAAACCAGUACCCUGCAAAAUUUCAAGCACGUACACAUAUAUACGUUCUUACACUCCUUCAUAAACAUGCACACGUGCGUGCGUACACAAUUCCAGGGCAGUUUCUUUCUAGACCAUUUUUGACACAGGGGCGUUCCUCCAGGUCACUGAGGAAACAUGUCAUCCACUGUGGCUCUGCCUAACUCACUGUAUCCACAGAUGGUCAACUUGCUAUCUGGAGAUGAUGUAGGGACUAGAGAGAAUUAAGCCUUCGGUGAAGUUUUUAUAUGGAGGCAACGAUCUGAACUCCCCUGGCCAGCUCACAAAAGUUAAUUAUUCAUUAUUUUGCAAAUGUGUUCUGUUGAGUCCUGAAUAUUUCAGUGAAGUUUUGUGUUAACGUUGUGUUAGCUUUUAUUUCAUGGAUAGUAACUGGUCCAGAUAUAUUUUAAUGAUAUUUGGAGCUAACCUUAGCAUUCUCCACAUUAAAGGCACCAAUGUAAUUAAUAGUGCGCAGUUAUUUAAAAACAACCCUACCGAUCAUUUAAUUAUUUUUUUGUUAAUUUUGGUAAUUAUGAACAUGUAUUUCUGAAAUUUGGAGGUAGUCACAUGAAUAGAAAAUUAAUGAGUGAGAUAUAAGUAGACAAUCUUCCUAUUACUUUCUUUUUUUCUUUUCUCUCUUUUUUUUUCUUUGCUUUGCUUUGAGCUUUAGAACAGGUUUUAUGGAUAUAUGCAUGUUAUUUUUGAAUAGUUCUUGUGCUACUGCAAAGAUCUAUUGCUGGUUAAUGUAUGAGUUAAGAGGAAAAAAUUAGAAAGUCUUUUCAUUAAGAUUUUGUUUACACUUGUCAGAAAUAAGCAUUUCUUUGUUUAAAGAUUGCCAGCUUUCAGUUAAGACAAUAUCGAUAAGUAAAUGAAUAUGUGUUUUGAUUUCACACAUCUUUACAAUUAAUUCAUAGUAGGGACUCAGGCUCAAGUAAACUUGCCUGUGUCUAGAUUUAUAAUCAAGACCACAGGGAGCCUUUUUAAGCUAAAGAGUGAUUAUCUUUCACAGUAGAGCUAGAUACAAAACCCUGACUUGUGAGUUUGCUAUUUAUUCUCCCCCCAAUGUGGACAUAACUGGGUUUUUUUGGUCUUUAACAGAUAUACUAAGGUUUGAGUUUCACUUUCUGUAAGCCCCAAUAUGGCUAAAAUGAUACUAGCUGCAAGAAACAAAAUAUAGCUUUACAUUCAAAUACUAUUCACUUAUUUAUAAAGACUCCUUUUUUGUAAACACUGUUUCCUUUGAUUACGUCAACAUGUUUCUGAUGUGGCAUUGUUUUUGCUUUUAAUCCCAAUCAGUUAAGAAAAUCUACUUAGUAAGCACCAAGGGUAUUUUUUCCAUCACCAGAUAACUAAUUUAAUUUGAAAGGAAUACAAUUUGUGUAAGAUUAAAAACUGUUUAUUAUUAAUAAAAGAGUUCGUCUUGCACAUCAAAUAGUAUCGUUUUCAUAUUCAUUUCCCCACCACUGAAAAAUAUUUUAAUUCACAAUAUUUUAACUGGUUUUUAAUCCAAAACUAAUUUAUAAGACAGUAUGUAUAGAAAUAGUAGCUUGAGUGAAUAAGCAAAAGUUUAAUUUUUAUAUACGUCACACUAUAUUUUAAAUAGUUAAAAAAAAAAAAAGGGGAGAGCCAUUGAUGAUAUGGAUGGUGCCAUUUCAGUUCAAAGUUGUCAUCUUUAGAGUGUUACAGUUUGCUUGUCAAAUGGUUUCAGAAGUGUAAAAUUGAUUUUUUUUUAUAAUGUUGCGUUGUUUGAAUCUCAAAUACAGCACUAUAACAUGCUUUAGCUUGGGGGUGGGGUGGGGUGGGGAACUUGCACUUAUUCUUUAAGAUGUUGACUAAUCCAGAAAGCCUGAUGCAACAUAACCUGGAAAACUGCUUUGGUAUAUUUGUAGAAAUCUGUAGAAACAUCAUAUCCAGCCUCAAAGCAUUAAUCUCAAAAAAACAACCAGAAAAAAAAAAAAAAAAAAAGCAUCACCUUGAGUGAUCCUGUGAUGGUUGUUGAAUGUGUUCUCAUUAGAUGCUUUGAAAUGAGGCUUAAAAUUAUUUCUGGGCAAUAUAGUUUCUUGUUUUGCUUAGAAUGUCAUAAAUAUAUGUGAACACGUUUAAUGCAGGGCUUUGUAUCCUCUCCAAAAUGUCAACAGUAUUUUCAGAAUAAAGACUAUGAAAUAUAUUGCUGUAGUGAAAAAUUCUGGUCCUUUGUCUUUAAUGUCUUUUUGAGUGGAUAAAGGAAAUUCACCCAGUUUGUAGUUUCUAUAUUUCCGUGAAUCUUUUGACCUUGCAAUGGGUUGCAAUAAAAGAGAAACAAAAUA